AUGGCUCUUACUUGGGAAGAGCGCGCAGCUGACAAAAGAAACCGGAUCAGCAACUCGAUCCCUGAAGAAUGGAAGAUCAAAGACCUACCUACUACCGAUUCAGUUCUGGACUUUCCAAGAAUCUCCGGCAUGCUAUCUUCACAGGAACUUCUCAUCACAGAAUCAAGUGCUACAGAACUGGUUGAAAAAUUGAGCAAGGGAGAUUUGAAAGCCGUGGAUGUGACAAUAGCAUUUUGCAAGAGGGCAGCAAUAGCCCACCAACUAGUAAACUGCUGUCACGAAUUCUUCCCUGAAAUGGCGAUCGCGCGGGCAAAGGAGCUUGAUCAAUACUUUGAAGAACAUCAGAAGCCUAUUGGUCCCCUUCACGGACUACCUAUUUCACUCAAAGAUCAACUACGAGUAAAGGGGCUUGAAACCUGCAUGGGAUACGUCUCAUGGCUAGGGAAGUAUGACACAACGGAAUCUGUCCUAGUAACCCUUCUCAGAAAGGCUGGGGCCGUUUUCUAUACCAAGACCACUGUACCACAAACUCUGAUGGUCUGUGAGACUGUAAAUAAUAUCAUUGGAAGAACACUGAAUCCACGCAGCAAGAAUUGGUCAUGCGGUGGCAGCUCAGGCGGAGAGGGCGCUAUGGUUGGUCUCCGUGGUGGUGUCAUUGGAGUAGGGACUGACAUUGGGGGUUCUAUCCGUGUUCCAUCGGCAUUCAAUUCCCUUUACGGCAUCAGACCGAGCCAUGGCCGAAUGCCUUACGCAAAGAUGGCGAAUAGCAUGGAAGGCCAGGAGACUGUGCAUAGCGUAGUAGGCCCAAUGGCGCAUUCGGCGGCAGAUCUGAGAUUGUUUCUCAAGUCUGUCUUGAGCCAGGAACCAUGGAAAUAUGACCCCAAGGUUGUUCCUCUUCCUUGGCGAUCUGCAGAAGAGGAUUAUAUCGCAUCGAAGGUGUCCAAUGGGUUGGUAUUGGGAUACUACUCUUGUGAUGGUCUCGUUCUUCCUCACCCCCCAAUUUUGAGAGGAAUUAAGACAGUUGUCUCGGUUUUAAAACAGAACGGACAUACUCUUCUGCCAUGGAAUCCCUAUGAGCAUACAUUUGGGCAUGAUCUCAUCAAUGACAUAUAUGCUGCAGAUGGAAACAUAGAUGUGUUCAAAGACAUCAAUGCCUCCGGCGAGCCCUCGAUACCAAACAUCAAAGAUCUCCUGAACCCAGACAAAAAGCAAAUAGAUAUGAACCAGCUUUGGGAUACACAUCUUAAAAAGUGGAACUAUCAAAGGGAGUAUCUAAAUAAAUGGCGUGAGCUCGAAGCCAGUCUUGGUAGAGAUAUGGACGCGAUAAUUGCUCCUAUCACUGCCACGGCUGCUAUACGUCACAACCAGUUUCGAUAUUAUGGUUACGCCUCAGUGAUCAACUUGCUUGAUUUUACCAGUGUUGUUGUGCCGGUGACAUUCGCAGACAAGAAGCUUGAUCCCAAAAAUGAGACUCACCAACCGCUUAACAAGACUGAUGCAGAUGUACAGGCUGAAUACGACCCUGAUAUAUACCAUGGGGCCCCUGUUGCUAUCCAAGUUAUCGGACAUAGACUAAGCGAAGAGAGAACAUUGGCUAUCGCAGAAGAAAUUGGUAGACUGAUUGGGAAUUGA
This is a messenger RNA of Penicillium macrosclerotiorum, 1632 nucleotides long. Its product is annotated as amidase. The record is from RefSeq and is a predicted model, not a curated record. The transcript has 7 exons. Lineage: Eukaryota; Fungi; Ascomycota; Eurotiomycetes; Eurotiales; Aspergillaceae. Bases 1 to 1632 code for a protein of 543 amino acids.